This is a messenger RNA of Cuculus canorus (common cuckoo), 3399 nucleotides long. RefSeq lists its product as uncharacterized. The transcript is spliced from 2 exons. The record is from RefSeq and is a predicted model, not a curated record. Bases 858 to 2153 code for a protein of 431 amino acids. Lineage: Eukaryota; Metazoa; Chordata; Aves; Cuculiformes; Cuculidae.
ACAUGUGAAAUGUGAAAAAAGUAUGAAAUAUUUGGUUUAAUUAUUACUUCAGAAUCGACUGAAUAAUGUACUUUGGAAAAAAUAUUGUUAGAUAUCUAACGUGUGCAUACUCUUUGAAGAUCUGAGUGAUUUUAUUGGGUCUUGAGAAGUAAAUGAAAGGACAAGAAAUAAGAGAAUCUUCUAAUAUCUGCUGCGCCUGCGACAUUGUUGCCUGUUUCAGCUAUCAGAUAUACACUUAGGAAUCUGUGUCUUUUAAUAGGAUGAUGUUCUUUUUCUCAGCAGCUGGCUUUGUGCAGCAAUGACAUGCCUACUAGAAACAUUUUCUUCAACUUGUGCAAUAGAAUCUGUUGAUUCAGUCUUGGCAUUUCACUCCAUGCUUCUUGCUGGCAGUCAGGGAUAACUCUCUUCUACCACUCCAGUUAUCUGAUCAAACAUGAUUUUGAUGAAUUUUGGGCCCUCUUCUACUAAGAAUCUCUGUGAUACAAGUAGGCCUUUGAAGAGACUUGCUGUCACCUUACUGUUUAUGGAUCAGACCUUGAUGCCUAAAGAUGAAUCUGUAGAGAAAACUUUAGUCUGAGCUCCACUUGCAGAAGUUACUGCCAGAGACCGCCAUGAACUCCCUGUCAGGCAUUAACACUCGCUAGCACGUGGGUGCUCUUAAAGACUUGGAUCAUCCAUGUACUCAGGGAUGCCUUUUUGUUUCAGCAGCGACAACAGUUUAAGACCUGACCCCCAACCAAUGCCAGGAGCUGAGCCAUCACUAAUGCAGUGGGAGGAGGCCCAAGCAUAACACGAGAUGGCAGCAGCAUAAAGUACAAGGACAAAGAAAUUUGCAUCCACAUUCAGUUACAUUCAAAAUGUUGUGUGUUGGGAAAAAGUCUUACUUUGUUGCUGUCGUGUGCAUAAUUACUCUGACUUCAAUGGUCACACUUUCUUAUAUUAGGUUUGAGAGACUUUCUCAUCUGCCAAAAAUAGUUCAAGAAGGUAACAAGUGUAGAGGGAAAAUUACAAGUAACACAAUAACAUCAUUAAACGAUAACAGAACUUUUAUUAUAUCCCCAUACUUUGAUGACAGAGAAAGCAAAGUCACUCGUGUGAUUGGGAUUGUUCACCAUCAAGAUGUAAAACAACUGUACUGCUGGUUCUGCUGUCAGCCUGAUGGAAAGAUAUAUGUAGCAAAAGCAAAAAUUGAUGUUCACUCGGAUAGAUUUGGGUUCCCUUAUGGUGCAGCAGAUAUAGUUUGUUUGGAACCUGAAAACUGUGAUCCAACACAUGUAGCAAUUCACGAGUCUCCCUACGGAAAUAUUGACCAGCUGCCUCGGUUUGAAAUUAAAAACCGCAAGGCUGAGCCCUUCUCUGUUAACUUCACUGUUUGCAUCUCCACCAUGUUCGGAAAUUACAACAAUGUCUUGCAGUUUAUACAGAGCAUGGAAAUGUACAAGAUCCUCGGGGCACAGAAAGUGGUGAUCUAUAAGAACAACUGCAGCCAUCUGAUGGAGAAAAUCUUGAAGUUUUAUGUGGAAGAAGGAACUGCAGAGAUAAUUCCCUGGCCAAUAGACUCCCACCUUAAGGUUUCUUCUGAAUGGCACUUCAUGCAAGAUGGAACGCACAUUGGCUACUACGGACAGAUCACAGCUCUAAAUGACUGUGUAUACCGUAACAUGCAGAGAAGCAAGUUUGUGGUUCUCAAUGAUGCUGAUGAAGUAAUUCUUCCCUUUAAGCACCCAGACUGGAACACAAUGAUGAGCAGUCUGCAGGAGCAACACCCAGGCCCUGGCGUUUUCCUCUUUGAGAACCAUAUCUUCCCCAAAACCGUGUCCACUCAUGUGUUCAACAUUUCAUCCUGGAAUACUGUGCCGGGUGCUAACAUAUUACAGCAUGUUCACAGAGAGCCUGACAGGAAAGAUGUAAUCAAUCCUAGGAAAAUGAUAAUUGAUCCACGAAAGGUGUUUCAGACUUCUGUCCACUCUGUCCUCCGUGCUUAUGGGGACAGUGUGUAUGUUCCCAUGGAUGUUGCACUCAUUUAUCACUGUCGGUUACCUCUUCAAGGAAACCUUCCCAGAGAAUCCCUCAUCAGGGACACAACAUUGUGGAGAUACAACUCAUCAUUAAUCAGGAAUGUUAACGAGGUGCUAUAUCAAACCAUACUGUAAGCUCAAAAGCAAACUCGUUUGUAAGGAGGAAAAGUGGAGAGCUACCCGGAUCAUGGGGAGGCAGAGGAUAUAAUUUAAAGAUCGCAUUAAAAUCACUUCCACGUGAUUUGCAUCUUACGGAGAUGUAGGAAAUCAGCCCUUUUAUGUACUGUGCAUAUGAUUUGUGAACUGAGACACAGUAUCUUGUAAGUGUCCACAGUGCCUGUUAAGCAUUGGAUUCCUCAGGUAAAUGCUUUACUGCAGCUUUGUUAGAUGAGAGCUGAGGCAUAGGGAGAAGGUAGCUCUUUUACAGGGAUACAACUAUGAAAGUCCAUUAUUCAAGGCCUAGGAAGUGACCUUGCUGAAAUUGGAAUGUUGAUGUCGAUGCAAGCUACCUGAAGGAACGUAUUUUUUCUUUUGUUAUUUGUAUCUCUGAAGUACUUGGUGGAUAAAAAAAUACAACUGUGCUUAGUGGUGCCUCUUAAAAGAUGUUUUGCGACAGUGUCUUCCAGGUGAAGAGCUGUAUUGGCAUUAACUCAUGAUAAUGCACGAUAAUCACAGAGGCAGUGUAAGAAAACACACCAGCUGUAGCACUGGAACUAUCACAUGUUAGAGGUAUUUUUUCUUAAGGGAAAUGAGGAUUUAUAGCAGAGCUAUGAAUUAUUUAAUGAUAUCAAGGAUCAAUGCAGAUGGUACUAGUUCUGGAAAAUGUAAAAUUAAUUUGUUUUCAAUUAAAGAAAAAUCAGUGUUUCUCAACUGAUUCAAGUAAUACAAAAGGCUGCACAUGGUUUUCAACCUAUGUACAAAAGAUACAACUACAGUCAUUAAAAGCCAUGUUGCUUAAUUCUUGCAGUUUGUCACUGAUUACAAAAUUUGCACAUACCAAGUUGAGUAAAGGUAAAUAAAUACAUUGUGAAAAUAAUUGAGGAAAAACUACUAGUUUCAAUUUUUUUAAAAAAAAACCUCAUAUUCUUGGAAAUAGUUUUUGUUAAAGUGGUGCUGGAACACUGAAUAUAGCUGUUGAAGUUGUGCUGAUCCAAAUGAACGCGCAACUGGGUUUUGAGACAUGCAAGUUUAAGAAGACGGGUGUUUUGUUACCCACAGCUGUUCUGAAUUACUUAAACAGUAAUUGCUGAGUUGUGUUGGAAAGCUUUUAAACAGAGGUAAGGGAUACAGACUUACAUUGAGGAGACUGUUGUGAAUAGAAAAGAAGGCUCCUUCCAGGUGGAAAGAUGAAUGGGUGAACAACUACUUAUAAUACAUAAUA